AUAUAUACGAUCAUUAACUUACUUGAACAACAAGCUCAUUCUGCUCUUUGUAUAGUUUUUAUGUUCUAUCAUUGUUAGAACAAUUUGUAGAAAAAGAAAGGGAAGAUGCAGACCACUGAGGAGCAGAAGACUCAACAGAAGGAACCUGUUGUUGGCUCAAGGUAUUCAGCUAAUACAAUUCAGCAAGUAGUUGGGAGUCCAUGGAGUACUGGACUAUUUGACUGUCAUGAGAACCAAACAAAUGCUAUUAUGACAGCAUUUUUGCCUUGUGUAACAUUUGGACAGAUAGCAGAAGUAUUGGAUGGUGGAGAACUUAGUUGUCAUCUGGGAAGUUUCAUUUACUUGCUAAUGAUGCCUGCUUUGUGCACUCAAUGGAUUAUGGGGUCAAAGUACAGAACAAAGCUAAGGAAGAAGUAUGAUUUGGUGGAAGCUCCACAUACUGAUGUGAUUUCUCACAUCUUUUGUCCUUGUUGUUCCCUAUGUCAAGAGUUCAGAGAACUCAAAAUUAGAGGACUUGACCCUGCUCUUGGGUGGAAUGGAAUUCUUGCACUACAGCAUUCAAAACAUCAAAGUGAUCCAACAUUGAACAAUCCUCCUUCAACUCAAUUCAUGUCUAAGUGAUCACAGCUAUUUCAUCAGUUCUUUCAAAAUAAGUUGAAAAUUCUAUUUCUUUUGAUUGGUUUUUGUGUUUGUGUUUGAUGCUUGUAACUGAAUUAUAAGAAAAUAAUGCUAUAAGUUGGCAAUUUCACA
Molecule: messenger RNA, 750 nt
Organism: Medicago truncatula (barrel medic)
Lineage: Eukaryota; Viridiplantae; Streptophyta; Magnoliopsida; Fabales; Fabaceae
Product: protein PLANT CADMIUM RESISTANCE 8
Exons: 4
Coding region: 106-621 (171 amino acids)
Source: RefSeq, a predicted model, not a curated record